This is a messenger RNA of Papaver somniferum (opium poppy), 424 nucleotides long. RefSeq names its product CEN-like protein 2. The record is from RefSeq and is a predicted model, not a curated record. The transcript is spliced from 4 exons. Gene Ontology annotation, cellular component: nucleus; cytoplasm. NCBI's taxonomy places the organism in Eukaryota, Viridiplantae, Streptophyta, Magnoliopsida, Ranunculales, Papaveraceae. Bases 21 to 410 code for a protein of 129 amino acids. Gene Ontology annotation, biological process: negative regulation of flower development; vegetative to reproductive phase transition of meristem.
CUAUUAUCAUCAUUGCAAAGAUGUUAGAGCCUCUUUCAGUUGGAAGGGUGAUUGGUGAUGUUCUUGAUUCUUUCACUCCAACAGUCAAAAUGUCUGUAACUUUUAACUGCAAUAAACAAGUGUGUAAUGGUCAUGAACUUUUUCCUUUUACUGUCACUACUAAACCUAAAGUUGAAGUUCAUGGUAGUGAUAUGAGAUCAUUUUUUACACUGAUUAUGACAGACCCAGAUGUUCCUGGCCCUAGUGAUCCAUAUCUUAGAGAACAUCUCCACUGGAUAGUGACAGACAUUCCAGGCACAACUGAUGCUACAUUCGGAAAAGUAGUAGUGAGUUAUGAGAUGCCAAAACCAAAUAUAGGAAUACACAGGUUUGUUUUUGCAUUGUUCAAACAGAAAAAAGGCAAUCAGUGAGUUCACCAUCAUCC